AGCAAGAGUGUCAGUAUGGCCAGAGCUGACAAAGCACUACCAGCUGAGCACGGAGACUUCUUUUAUCAUCGGUGACCUGGCCCUGACACGGAGGGACGGCAGGGUGUGCCACAGAUGCACGUAUGGACCCUCUGCAUUGUUUAUUGUUGGCAUUUAGUAAGUUCAAGCCAAAAUAGCAGCAGGAGUGGAUGCUGUGAGUAAUUUGGAGAUGAUCAGAACUCAAUAAGAUUGAGGAAAGUUUUCCAGAAAAGAACUGUUACCAGGUGUUGGAAAGAGAAAUAAGAUAGCCUAAUUGGAAUAGUAAAAUUAACCCUGAAAUUAUAAAUAAGAGGACUGUUGGCAGAACUGACGAGUUGAGAGCUAAAAACUAUAGAAGUCAUAAAUGGAGAGGAAAGAGAGUGGACAUGAUAUAAGGGGAAGGGAAGACUAUAGCAAACAAAUGCCCAACCAUAUCUAUUGGGUCUGAUACUAUGACCAACUCCCAGGUGCCUCUGCCUUCACCUUCUUGCCUGAGGGCUUUCUCUGCAGCACACAUAGUGUGGCCAGGAGUGCUGGGGAAUUAAUGUGCUCCCCUGGUCCAGCAGCGCUCCUCAGCGACUGACAGGAGAUAGUGAGCAAACAGCCCGACUACCUCACCCUUCUUGAGUAAGAUGAUUUCGAGGUGUGUGUUUUAUACUGUUUCCCAGAGCUUCUCCCCACCUGGGAUUGAGCUCUGAGCUGCCUUCUCUUCCUUACCUCACUGCUGGUGUUUCCUGGGAUCACCUAAAUAAAAUGCUUGUGGUUGAAUUUUCACCUCUGGAUCUACUUCUCAGAGAACUCAAACUUAAGAUCGGCCAUUGAUGAGCACAUGGGACCUAACUGGAGUCUGCCUUUCCUCUCCCCUGCUUCAUUCUGGGAAGUUCUGGGGGGCCCUUGCCCUACACUUGUCAGCCAAAUUAUUGGACAGGAUGUUGAAAGAUGGUCCUAAAAUCAUGGGGCAGAGUGGAAAGAACUGGGAGAGUCCCUCCCCCUCCACCCUGUGGCACUGUCUGGUCCUUCAGGCACCUUUGGGGAAUGUGAUUCAGAGGUCGAUGUGCUACACUGGUCCAGAUACAACUGCUUCCUGCUCUAUCAGAUGGGGACCUUCUCAGCCUUCCUGGAGCUGCUCCACAUGGAAAUCGACAACAGCCAGGCCUGUAGCAGCGCUGUUCGAAAACCAGCCAUCUCCAUUGCUGAUAGCACAGAGCUCCGGCUUCUCCAUGCAUAAUGAGGAGCCUUUUGCCCUUCUGCUUUUCUCCAUGGUUACCAAGUUCUGUAGUGGCCUGGCUCCCCACUUCCCCAUAAAGAAGGUCCUGCUUCUGCUUUGGAAGGUGGUCAUGUUUACCCUCGGUGGAUUUGAGCAUCUACAGGCUCUCAAAGUACAGAAGCGGGCAGAAUUGGGCCUGCCGCCACUGGCUGAGGACAGUAUCCAGGUGGUGAAGAGCAUGCGUGCCGCCUCCCCGCCCUCUUAUACUCUGGACCUGGGGGAGUCUCAGCUGGCACCACCACCCUCCAAGUUGCGAGGCCGCCGUGGUUCUCGAAGGCAACUCCUUACUAAGCAGGACAGCCUGGACAUUUACAAUGAAAGAGAUCUCUUUAAGACUGAGGAACCAGCCACAGAAGAGGAAGAGGAGUCUGCUGGCGAUGGAGAACGAACCUUGGACGGAGAGUUAGACCUGCUAGAACAGGACCCUCUGGUACCACCUCCACUUUCACAGGCAACCCUCUCUGCUGAGCGGGUGGCUUUCCCCAAGGGCCUGCCCUGGGCCCCAAAGGUCAGGCAGAAGGACAUUGAGCACUUCUUGGAGCUAAGCAGGAACAAGUUCAUCGGAUUCACUCUGGGGCAGGACACAGAUACCUUGGUUGGAUUGCCCAGGCCCAUCCAUGAGAGUGUGAAGACCCUAAAGCAGCACAAAUACGUCUCCAUCGCAGAUGUUCAGAUCAAGAAUGAGGAGGAGCUGGAGAAGUGCCCCAUGUCUUUGGGGGAAGAGGUAGUGCCAGAGACGCCAUGUGAAAUCCUCUACCAGGGCAUGCUGUAUAGCCUCCCCCAGUACAUGAUUGCUCUGCUUAAGAUUCUGCUGGCGGCAGCUCCCACCUCCAAGGCUAAGACAGACUCUAUCAAUAUUCUGGCAGAUGUCCUGCCUGAGGAGAUGCCCGUCACUGUUCUCCAGAGCAUGAAGCUGGGCAUCGACGUGAACAGGCACAAGGAGAUCAUUGUAAAGAGUAUUUCUGCCCUGCUCCUGCUGCUCCUCAAGCACUUCAAACUGAACCACAUCUACCAGUUUGAAUAUGUAUCACAACAUUUGGUAUUUGCCAACUGCAUUCCAUUGAUCCUGAAAUUCUUCAAUCAAAAUAUUUUGUCCUACAUCACUGCUAAAAACAGCAUCUCGGUCCUGGAUUACCCUUGCUGUACCAUCCAGGAUUUGCCAGAACUUACUACGGAGAGUCUGGAAGCUGGAGACAACAACCAGUUCUGCUGGAGGAACCUCUUUUCCUGCAUCAACCUUCUGAGGCUGCUCAAUAAACUGACCAAAUGGAAGCAUUCCAGAACCAUGAUGCUGGUGGUGUUUAAAUCUGCUCCAAUCUUAAAGCGGGCUCUCAAGGUCAAACAGGCCAUGCUGCAACUUUAUGUCCUGAAGCUGCUAAAAAUACAGACCAAGUACCUGGGGCGCCAGUGGAGGAAAAGCAACAUGAAAACCAUGUCAGCCAUUUACCAGAAAGUGCGCCACCGUAUGAAUGAUGACUGGGCUUACGGGAAUGACAUCGAUGCCAGGCCAUGGGACUUCCAGGCAGAAGAAUGCACCUUGAGGGCCAACAUUGAGGCUUUUAAUAGCCGCCGGUAUGACAGGCCUCAGGACUCGGAGUUUUCACCUGUGGAUAACUGCCUGCAGAGUGUGCUGGGGCAGAGGCUGGAUCUGCCUGAGGAUUUCCACUGUUCCUAUGAGAUCUGGCUGGAAAGAGAGGUGUUUUCACAGCCCAUCUGCUGGGAAGAGCUGCUCCAGAAUCACUAAGCUCUUGUCUACAAGCAUCUGCUAGAUGGGG
Messenger RNA from Myotis lucifugus (little brown bat), 3060 nucleotides. RefSeq names its product striatin interacting protein 2 (gene STRIP2). The record is from RefSeq and is a predicted model, not a curated record. NCBI's taxonomy places the organism in Eukaryota, Metazoa, Chordata, Mammalia, Chiroptera, Vespertilionidae. The transcript has 16 exons. Gene Ontology annotation, cellular component: cytosol. Bases 840 to 3029 code for a protein of 729 amino acids. Gene Ontology annotation, biological process: cytoskeleton organization.